AUGCAAUCGACCCAAUCUCGGCAACUCGCGACCAUUCACGUCACCACGUAUUUCCGACCGGGUCCGAUCUUCUGUCCCCCCUUUAUACCGCCGCCGCCACCGCCGCUAGGUGCCGCCGUUACCGCCGUCACCUCGCUGCCCUCCGUAGUCAGCCAACCGCCGCCUCCUCAGCCCCAGCCCACACAUUUCGGUUCGCAACCUUCCUUGCCUUGUCCUCAACCCUACCUUAACCACCACCAAUUCGCGACUCCCCUGUACCCGCCCAGUUCCCAGUCGACCCCGCCUUCGACGCCCUGUUGUAACGCCGCUCAACAGCUGUGCUACUGCGGUCACUGCACAAGCCUUCCGCCGACCCUGAUCCUCAGCCGUUUCACCGAGAUCAACCUCGGCCCAACCGCCCAACAACAGUUGCAGCAGCAGCAGCCGCCCUUCGGAUCGCUCAGCGGAAGCGACCCCACUCUCAACAUUCCCACCGGCAAAGAAAUCAUGGUAAGAUUGUUGACACAAGACACCCUGAUUCCACCACCACCACCAUCACAACACCUUCACCAUCAUCCCGCGGCGCAGCAGUUCUCGCAACCGCCUCCACCACCGCCGCCACUAAUCUACGACGGGUGCUUCUACGGCUACGGCUACGGCCAGCAGCAGCCGCCGCCGGUGAUCUUCGGACCAGCGCACCUGCAGGAACCAACCAUCAGUUCCACCGCCGCUAUCAGCUCGAUCACCUCUUCAGUACCCGAUCCUUCUGUUCCCACUGCUCUUCCUUCUAAUUCUGUUGGCGCCGCUGGCGCCGACUACUGCUCUCACUACUUCGCUGUUGCUGUUGCUGCUAGUACUGCUACUUCUUCUGCUACCACCACCACCACAACAUCUACUACCACUAAUAGCACUUCUUGUUCUUAUAAG
Messenger RNA from Aedes albopictus (Asian tiger mosquito), 906 nucleotides. RefSeq lists its product as uncharacterized. The record is from RefSeq and is a predicted model, not a curated record. The annotation marks the transcript as partial. NCBI's taxonomy places the organism in Eukaryota, Metazoa, Arthropoda, Insecta, Diptera, Culicidae. The transcript is spliced from 2 exons.